UUAUGUGUUGUAAAAAUAACAUUGUUGUAACAGUUUGUAAAUUUAAUACAUAGCGGCGCCACCUACCAUAUUGAAAAAGGUGCUUUUUGAUUUUUUUUAAAUAGUGACUUUUUGUUAGACUUUGACGUUUUAUGUUUGAGAAAUUUAUUUACGAGAACAAAUAUUAAGAUGAAUCAACAAUGCAAAGUUUGUGGUGAACCAGCUGCAGGGUUUCAUUUUGGAGCAUUUACCUGUGAAGGAUGUAAAUCAUUCUUCGGCCGAUCAUACAAUAACUUAGGCUCAAUAUCCGAAUGUAAGAACAAUGGAGAAUGUGUAAUAAAUAAAAAAAAUCGGACAGCAUGUAAAGCGUGUCGAUUACGUAAAUGUUUACUAGUUGGUAUGUCAAAAAGUGGUUCACGCUAUGGACGUCGAUCGAAUUGGUUCAAAAUCCAUUGCUUACUACAAGAACAACAACAAGCAGCAGCUCAAGCAGCUGCCGCCGCUCAAAAUCAUCAAUCACAACAAUCGGGUGGUCCAAAUCAACAACAAAAUCAAUCACGAAAAACACCACCUCCACAUCAUUUUAAUCAUUCAAGUCAUCAUCAUCAUGCCCAAUUUCCUGGGCUAGGAUUAUUGCCACAUCAAUUUGGACCACAUGGUCCACUAUUAUCACAUUUACCACGUACCAAAGAAGAAUUAUUAUUAUUAGGACUUGAUGAUUAUCAUCAUAAACAUUCGACAAGUCCAUCAGUGAGUUCACCAGAAUCACAUAAUUCUGAUUCAUCAGUUGAAAUCAGUGAUGCAAGAACACGUGGUCUUACACCGUUAUUCCCCGGUUUAAUUCCACCCCACUUUUUACCUCCACCUGGUUUGCUAUUUCCUGGUGGAUAUUCACCGUUGUACACGGGAUUAUUACAACCAACUGCCGCAUCCAUGGCUGCAGCCUCUAUGUUAAAUAAUAAUAAUAACAAUAAUACAAAAAUAUCUCGAAACAAUAAUCCAGAAGUGUUUAAUAAGCGAGUAUUUUUGGAUGCUGUGCUUCAAUCUCAACGAAGUCCAACACCACCCGACGAGGAUGAUGGAUCAGAUGAACCAGAAGAUCGACAAACGCCUAUCAAAACGCCAAUAGCUGCACACACACCUCCAUCAUCUGUGACAUCCGCACCAGCGGUAGUAAUUUCAGCAUCAAUACAAGACGAUCCAAUGGAUUUAAGUAUGAAAAGUGAACGGGGAUCAUCCCCAGCAAACAGUGAACGUUCUAUAACCAACUGUUCGACAGCAACGUUAGAAGAGAACGAUGUACAUAGUGAUAAUGAAAAUGGUGGGAUGGGUAGUGACCGUGAUGGGGACGAUCGGGAUCUUAGUGAUAAUGAGGAACAAGCAUUUAAAAGACUUAAAUUAAUUCCAAGACCUACACCAUUAGAUUUAACAACCAAAGUUUAAAAAUUUGAAAAAACACAUUUU
Messenger RNA from Chrysoperla carnea, 1443 nucleotides. RefSeq names its product knirps-related protein-like. Gene Ontology annotation, biological process: regulation of DNA-templated transcription. The record is from RefSeq and is a predicted model, not a curated record. Gene Ontology annotation, molecular function: sequence-specific DNA binding; zinc ion binding; DNA-binding transcription factor activity. NCBI's taxonomy places the organism in Eukaryota, Metazoa, Arthropoda, Insecta, Neuroptera, Chrysopidae. The coding region runs from base 169 to 1422 and encodes 417 amino acids. The transcript has 3 exons.